AUGGUAUCUAAUUUUACUUGGAUGAGAAGCUUCUUAAUCCUGGGAUUCCCGGGACUUUCACCGCAGUUUUAUGCACCUGUUUCAGCUCUGCUUUUUUUCCUCUACCUAUUGAUUGCUAUAGGGAAUAUUUUCAUUUUAACAUUUGUUUUCUGUGAGAAGUCACUUCAGAAACCGACCUAUGUGGUCUUUUGUCACCUGGCACUGAUUGAUUUAACAUUUGGCACCGCGACUCUUCCAAAGAUUAUAUCAAAAUACUGGUUUGGUGAUAACAUUAUUUCAUUUAAUGGGUGUUUUACACAGAUGUUCUUUGUCCACUAUUUAGGAUCAGUAACUUCUUUCAUGCUACUGGUCAUGGCUCUUGAUCGAUUUAUUGCAAUAUGUAUCCCACUGCGUUAUCCUGUUCUUAUCACAAACAACAUCAUAUCUGUGCUCUGUGGCUUUGCUUGGAUCAUCCCUCUGCCUUUAAUGGUAGCUAUUGUACUCCAUGCCCUAACUUUGCCGUUCUGUAAAUCAAAUGUUAUUGCUCAGUGCUACUGUGACCACAUUUCUAUAACAAGUCAGGCAUGUGGAGAUGAUGUUAUAAUCGUGAAAGUCAUUGCUCUGUGUGUGGCCAUGAUUUGUCUUCUGGUUCCUCUUGCAUUCAUCGUAUUUUCAUACAUUUCCAUCAUUGUAGUUAUCUUAAAAAUUUCAAAUGUGGCUGGCCGCAAGAAAACCUUAUCAACUUGUACUCCUCAAAUAUUAAUCACAUGUCUUUUUUACCUUCCCAGAUGUUUUGUUUAUGUAGCUAAUAUUGUUGAAUUUUCUUUCAGUUUAGAUGUUCGCAUCCUGUUGAUAUUGUUGUACAGUCUGUUUCCCGCUGCCAUUAAUCCAAUUAUUUAUUGUUUUAAGACUCAGGAUAUCAAGCAGAUGUUGAUGAAGAGGCUAAGGAAAACUCGAAUUGGAAUCGAGAUAAAGUUUUCAUAUUGA
Molecule: messenger RNA, 966 nt
Organism: Paralichthys olivaceus (Japanese flounder)
Lineage: Eukaryota; Metazoa; Chordata; Actinopteri; Pleuronectiformes; Paralichthyidae
Product: olfactory receptor 52E8-like
Biological process (GO): G protein-coupled receptor signaling pathway
Cellular component (GO): plasma membrane
Molecular function (GO): olfactory receptor activity; G protein-coupled receptor activity
Source: RefSeq, a predicted model, not a curated record